AUGGUUGCCAAAUUCGUGAUUGUCCUCUCCCUCGCCGUUGUGGCUUACGCCGUGCCCCUUGUCCCCGUCAGCAAGGUGGUGUACGCUGAGCCUGAGGCGCCCGCUCACUACGACUUCUCCUACUCCGUGCACGAUGACCACAGCGGUGACGUGAAGCAGCAGCAGGAGGCCCGUCAAGGCGACGCCGUACACGGCUCGUACUCUCUCGUGCAGCCCGACGGUGUGCACCGCAUCGUCGAGUACACCGCCGACAAGGAGCACGGAUUCAACGCCAACGUACGCUACGAGGGCACCCCCGUCCACGCUGAACCCGCAAAGAUCGCCUACGCUGCCCCCGUCGCCAAGAUUGCCUACGCUGCUCCCAUUGCCAAAGUAGCGUACGCCCCAGCCGCCGUCUCUUACUCCCACGCUCCAGUCUACGCCGCCCCAGUCGCCAAGGUCGCCUACGCUGCUCCCGUAGCUCAUGUGACUUACUCCUCUCCCGCCAUCUCUUACCACCACUAA
Spodoptera littoralis (African cotton leafworm) is the source of this 504-nucleotide messenger RNA. Lineage: Eukaryota; Metazoa; Arthropoda; Insecta; Lepidoptera; Noctuidae. The record is from the annotation of a GenBank genome assembly.